Messenger RNA from Branchiostoma floridae (Florida lancelet), 4440 nucleotides. RefSeq lists its product as uncharacterized. The coding region runs from base 3191 to 4240 and encodes 349 amino acids. The record is from RefSeq and is a predicted model, not a curated record. The transcript has 5 exons. Lineage: Eukaryota; Metazoa; Chordata; Leptocardii; Amphioxiformes; Branchiostomatidae.
UCACCCUUCCACCCCCCAUUCCAAACAUGGUUAUGUCCCACUUGAUCAAAUCAACGUUACCAUAAGAGUACGUGCCACUUGAAAUCGUCACCCUUCAACCCCCCAUUCUAAAGAUGGUUCCGCCCACUUGAUCAAAUCAACGUUAUCAUAAGAGACGCCUGGCGGACUAUUAAGUAAUGCGUACGUGUCACUUGAAAUCGAAGCAUCGUUCCCCCCCAUUCCGAACAUGGUUAUGUCCCGCUUGGAGGAAACCAUGGCUCUACAUGAAAGCGACGCCUGGCGGACGGCACAUCGUACUGUUGCAGUUCAAAGUCAAAGUCAAAGUCAACGUCUAGCACAUGGUACAUAAUUUAACCAUUGAACGUACAUAACACUCAAGUCUAACAAAUUCGGCUAGUAAGAUCUAGUAACCGCCUGUGUGAGGCCCAUCAACUUUCUUUGUGAACAUGAUCGACUCAGUCAGUCUUGUUGACUCUUCUACUUCGACAACCUAUAGCUACCUGACAUUUCCUUUAAGAAUAGCCCGAGUCAAAUGUUUGGCUUCGAAAGUUUAUACCUUUCCAUUCUCAGUGCCAUCGGUACAUGAGAAGACCCGCGUGAAGUCAACACCAGAUGAAGUAAUUUGUCACCCUGACAAUAUCUGAUAAGGCGUGUUAUGCCUGAUUUUAGACCAGAUGCCAAAUUAUUUCCAGUGCUUUGUCGCACAUUCCGAUUUAUGCCCAACGGACACAUUGCCUGCCAUACUCCGUGUUUAUUUAUAUUACAAAACGGUAAUGACAAAAGGAUUAUCAAUACUUUCGAUUGUUUUCAUUGCUAUGGAAACCUUUGCUCACCUUACUUCAAACUGAUAGUGUAAGAUUCGGUUGCUGGUGCAAGUGGGCGGUAUUGUCAUUAUCGCGUACACCGGGAGGUCUGUUUAAGAUUUCACACUGGUGGGCGGUGCUUAUUUCUCUGUACUGGUUUUCUAGUGUACCACAGAGUUUCCGUUUAUCUCGUUUAUCUCAUUAUCUGUCAGUACGAGCAAACAUGUCUGAUUUCAGUUACACAGUGUGUUUCGAAUUUCUCUCUCCCUGUUUUGACCCAGCAUUGUUUGUCAGUUUGUUCUUCUACUGAUGGUAUGCUGCAUAAAAGACGUGUUCGUUUCACGCGUGAAGACAAAAUUAGACGUUUUGCUACAUGACAACCCUUUCUUAGGAUCCUAUAGUGGUCCCAGAGGCGACAGGAUGACACAGUUUGAUAAACAUGUCAGUUUGUGUUGCCACGCCACUCUCCAAGCAGAUGUCUGGCUCCGACUCUUUUCUGCCGGUUUAGGCGUUUUUAUCGGGCUGUCUAUUUGGUGCCGUUUUGUUUGUGUCUCUUUUGGCCGCAUGUCAUAAAGAAUACGGUAAAAAAAAUACAAAGUACGUUAAAACGCCUAAAACCUUCGAAAAACCGCCGGAGUCUGACCUCUGCUUGGAGAGUACUAGCAUGCCUGCUAUUGCUUUCAGGGACUACACAGUUUGGCUCCUCUUGUCCCACCAAAGGCCCCUCGAAAUAUAAUAGUAGAAGGACUAUCAAUACUUUCAGGACGAAUUUGGACACUUCCGUUAUGAUGGAUUCUCGCUCCAUACACAAUCAAUGACUUCCCUGUAUCAUUCUUAAUACAGGACUCAGAAGGCCGACCCUAGUAGUAUUUACACUGUUACCGGUAAUGUACACAAAGCAAUAAGCGGAUAAAUAAGACAUGAAUUCUUAUACGUUUAGCACAUUUUACCUGUUGCAGUUCAAAGUCAUAGUCUGGCACAUGGUACAUGGUUGAACGUAAAUAACCCUCAAGUCUCACAAGACUCGGCUAUGUCUAGUAAGAUCUAGUAACCGUCUGUGUGAGGCCCAUCAACUUUCUUUGUGAACAUGAUCGAGUCAGCCAGUCUUGUUGACUCUUCUGCUUCGAUAACCAAUGACAUUUCCAUUAGAAUGGCCCGAGUCAAAUGUUUGGCUUCGAAAGUUUAUACCUUUCCAUUCUCAGUGCCAUCGGUACAUGAGAAGACCCGCGUGAAGUCAACACCAGAUGAAGUAUUUUGUCACCCUGACAAUAUCUGAUAAGGCGUGUUAUGCCUGAUUUUAGACCAGAUGCCAAAUUAUUUCCAGUGCUUCAGCACACAUUCCGAUUUAUGCCCAACGGACACAUUGCCUGCCAUACUCCGUGUUUAUUUAUAUUACAAAACGGUAAUGACAAAAGGAUUAUCAAUACUUUCGAUUGUUUUCAUUGCUAUGGAAACCUUUGCUCACCUUACUUCAAACUGAUAGUGUAAGAUUCGGUUGCUGGUGCAAGUGGGCGGUAUUGUCAUUAUCGCGUACACCGGGAGGUCUGUUAAGAUUUCACACUGGUGGGCGGUGCUUAUUUCUCUGUACUGGUUUUAGUGUACCACGGAGUUUCCGUUUAUCUCGUUUAUCUCAUUAUCUGUCAGUACGAGCAAACAUGUCUGAUUUCAGUUAUACAGUGUGUUGAAUUUCUCUCUCCCUGUUUUGACCCAGCAUUGUUUGUCAGUUUGUUCUUCUACUCGACAUUAUUUUCUUGUCAAGGCACACGACCGUGUCACUUUUCUUAUUUUCACAUUUCUCAUUUUCUGCGUUGCAAGCGCACUUUGUCAAAUGCAGCUAGUGGCCAUGUCACAUCUGAUAACGCAUCCGGUCCAGUCGCGCCAUCCCCACAUGGCGCCGAUGUGGACAUUAGAAAUAAUAAAUGGCUUUUUGGUCAUUUGAGAAAUCCGCCUCGCACGUGUACACGCCUACCGCGCUCCGCCUCGCACUUUUUUCCUGCACCUCGUCGAAGCAGUGCGGUCUGUUGAGUCACGAGCGGUCGAGCCAAGAACGUCAUCUCAUUUGAAAAAGGUGUGUACCCUAGAAUGCCUUACAGCUAUAUAUAAUUUCUUGAUAGCUGUUUCGUUCUUCUGAAUAACAUACUGCGAGUAAAUCAUAUUACUUGAGUGAUUGAUAAGAGAGCUCGAGAUUAUAAUUUUCCACACACGUAAUUUGUGAAUUAUCAAAGGCACAGGCUUACGGCAAAAGCAAGAAGUUGUCAUGCCACAAUUAUGCUCAGAUUUGAUACUUCACAGCUGCAAGGUUUACUCAUUGUCUUCUUUUGGUCUUUUUGCGAAGUGUGGAGGUCUCCAGGAUUAAUUGGAACAUCUCGAUUUACGGAACGAUUCCAAUGGCCGAGCGUAACGGUUCUGCAGGCGACGAAGGGUCUGCAGCGGAAGAGUGGGCGGAUGCUGCCAGGUCCGCCCAACAAGUGUCGUUCAAUCUCGGGGCCACGGGCCGUACAAUGGCCAACGACACGGCGCCGUCUCGGCUGUCCCUGAGAGACCGGCGUCGGCGACGAGGGGCGUCCAAUGAGCCGUCGGUGUCGCCGGUGUCGCCGGUGCCGCCGCGUCGCUCCGGUGGCUCACGCGGAGCGGGAACGUUCUCGCGAAAUGUCCUGCUCCUUCGAGAAGAGGCCCAGGAUGAAAUGGCGCGUCCACCCCGUUCCACCGUCAAGCAAGCCAUCAUUGACGACGGGAGAGCGUGUACCAUCACAUUUAACAUCGACAUGAUGGGACCGGACAUCGUUCGGGCCGUCCGAAACGCCAUGCAGAGCAGGCAAGUUGUGGGGCCGCUGACCCUCCACAUCGCCUCUGGCAGCGGCUGGCAGUUUGUCCAAACGCACGACCUGUCCACCCUUAACGGCCAGGCCUUGCGCCAGCUCGCCAGGGGGUCACAGCAGGUUUUAUAUAUAAGUCACAGGGCGUCUGUGGCAACAGAGAGCGCCGACACAUCAGGAAGGUCUUCUGAGACUGUGCCGGAGACAACGUACCCUGAGGAACCAGCUGCCAGCAGGGUGACAACGCGAGCGUCAGUGUUCGACGUUGAACCAGGCGUUGAACAAGCAGCCGGGGUGACAACCCCGCGUUCGUCAUCGCCAAUCCACAUUGAGUCCGACUCAGAGAAUGGCAUGGACGAGAGCGGGGAUGGAGAUGACGUAGACAGUCUGGACGUAGAGGAAACCAUGGAUGUUGAGGAAGUUGAUCUUCCCACCCCGACCUCAGGAAACUCGGUGGCCAGCACUGAUGGUGAGUCGUGCAGACACUUGUUGUCCAAACUACAAGUUCAUGAGGAAGCUUGCGGGUGGCAUGUCAUGUUAUAUCGUUACGUACAUCAGCAAGCUGUCGAGUUCGAACCGACAGUUAUUCUUUUGGGAUUCAUCUCUAAGAGGAUAUAUUAACCAGCCACUUUUCUAGCGUAUAAUACGGACAUCUACGUUUCCUCACUUCGAGCGAGGAGACGCUGUUGUGUUGCCCAAAAAUUCACCUUGUUUAGAUACCUCACGUCUUCUGCGGGAGACACUACGAGGGGUGAUCAAUAAGUCCUCGGCCUCACCAACAAAUAACAAGCACAACUCAGAUUUUCAGGCGAAACUUCAUA